AUGGCCACAGAUUUUGGUGUUAUCGGCCUCGGCAUCAUUGGCUUCGGCAUCGCCAGCAAUCUACGCAAGAAGAUCCCUGCCACCACAACUCUUCACGUUCUGGACCUCGACCAAAUCAUCAUCCAACGACUUAUCAAUGAGUUCGGCAGCUAUGGCAAGAUCGAAGUCGCCUCCUCACCAGAAGAUCUUGUAAACAAAGUUGGCGCUGGAGUUGUCCUUUCCAGUCUUCCUGCAGGCCCGCAUGUUCGCAAGGUCUAUCUCGACCCCGAGAACGGCGUCAUUGCAGCUACCAAGAACCCUGAGCGACUUAUCAUAGAUUGUAGUACUAUUGAGAUUGAGUUCACACAGGAGCUCGGCAAGACAAUCAUUGACGCUGGCCUUGGUAGCUUUGUCGAAGCUACCGUAUCAGGUGGCAUGUGGGGCGCUAAUGCUGGAACUUUAUCCUUCAUGGUCGGCCAUGCCGAACCAACUGAAGAUGGCAAGGUUGGUAAGCGUAUCUAUGAUACUCUGUCCCUUGUUGGUGUACCUAGCACUAUUGCUUUCUGUGGCGGCCUUGGUAUGGGUCAGGUUGCCAAGAUUGCACACAACUAUAUUACUCUCGCCAACAACUUGCCAGUGCCUGGUCUUGUCCCUGAGGCACCUUCUAGCAACAAGUACAAGAGAGCAUUCGCGCCAGCACUCAGCGUGAAGGACCUUACUAUCGGUAUGAAUGCUGCAAAAAAAGUUGGAAUUGCACCUACAGCAGGUGAAGCUGCUGUUAAGGCAUUCAAAGAAGUUGAUGCUGAUCCUCGAACCCAUGAUCUCGACCACACGUCUCUAUGGUUACAUGUUUACGGUAAUCUUGAUGAAUGGGCAAAGGAAAACCUCCAACAUCCCUCAGCUAAACUAUGA
Molecule: messenger RNA, 891 nt
Organism: Fusarium venenatum
Lineage: Eukaryota; Fungi; Ascomycota; Sordariomycetes; Hypocreales; Nectriaceae
Source: RefSeq, a predicted model, not a curated record